ACAGCGCGAAGAUAUUACAAAAAAAAAAAAAAGAUCGGAAGAAUCAGUGUUCAGAUACAGUUGGUAUUUGAAGCUCUAGCGGUAUUAGGGUUUUCUUUUGGAAGGGAAAAUCAGAAUCAGUUCAUAACUGGGAAACCUGUACUCUCAGUUUACAUAUACAGAAGAAGCGGAAAGCUUGAUUAAAACGUGGAAGCUCAGAAUGAAGUAAAGAUUGGAUCGAGCAGAAGAGUGAGAAAGUUUGAUUGUGGAUAAUCAAUUCCUUCCUUGUGGCUUGUGGGUGCUUCAAUACCCUCUACAAUAGACGAUCAAUCGCUCUAGUCUGCAAGUCCUGGCAAUCGAUUGCCAUUGCUGAAAAGAAAAUACGGCGUUUGCGUUUGCGACCUCAACUUCCAUGGCUGAUGCUUUCCUCAUUAGAGGAUUCUAAGACUCUCUUUUUCAGUCUCUCUAAUAACAAAGUUUUAAGGUUAGAAUUGCCCGAAGCCAAUGGUGCUCGGUGUUUUGGAUCUGAUUGGGGAUGGUUGAUAAUGGUGGGUAAGAUGGGAUACAGUUUCCUUCUGAAUCCAUUUACCAGAGUUGUAAUUGAUCUUCCACUGCAAAUUAACCCUAAGGCGGCACUUCUGACAUACGGCCACAUUAAUAAAGCUAUAUUGUUGUCACCUCCUGUUACAACGACUAACAAUUCUAAUUUUGCUACUGUAGUUGUAGCGAUUUAUUGUAACAGUUAUUUAGCCUUCUGCAGGAUAGGGGAUGAAUGGUGGACAGUCUUGGGAAGAAAUUUUAAAAACAUUAUUUUUUACUAUGGAAGAUUGUAUGGCAUUACUAGAGAAUGUGAUCUUAAACAUGUGGAGUUAGGACCCCAUCCAAAAGUUACAAGCUGUGACAUUGCUCCUCCAGCCGAUGAGGAUCUUAGACUUCCCAAUCUGCAGAAGUCAUUUUAUUUGGUGGAAUGUCUUGGAGAGUUGUUGAUGGUUAUACAAUGUUUAUUUUUUGAUGAUUUCGGAUUCUUUUUAAAAUUUAUGCCGAAGAUAUUCAAGUUGGAUAUGAACAGAAGGAGGUGGAUUAAGGUGGAAAACUUGGGUGAUCAAAUGCUAUUUCUUGGCAAAAGUACUGCCUUAUCUGUCUCUGCAAGUGACUACCCUGGAUUUAGAGGAAACUGCAUAUACUACACAUAUAAUGAACAUGAACGCUAUGUUGAUGCUAAAGUACAUGAAACUGUAGCUGGAGUGCUUCACUUAGAAGAUAACAGCAUUGAACCUUUUAUCUCAAAUGAUUCAGGCUUUUCUCUGUCUCCACCCAUUUGGUUCACACCAGUUGUCUUGUAAAUAAAUUAUGGGGAUAAGAUGAUUUUCUUGUUUACUAUUUGUGUUAUUUUAGGGUUAUAUGUAAUUUGAAAUUACUCUUUAUUUUCUUAUCUAAUGCAUAUAUAUUGCCAUUUUCUUUGGCUGUUAA
Macadamia integrifolia is the source of this 1449-nucleotide messenger RNA. RefSeq names its product putative F-box protein At3g25750. NCBI's taxonomy places the organism in Eukaryota, Viridiplantae, Streptophyta, Magnoliopsida, Proteales, Proteaceae. The record is from RefSeq and is a predicted model, not a curated record. The transcript has 2 exons. Bases 399 to 1322 code for a protein of 307 amino acids.